Molecule: messenger RNA, 3807 nt
Organism: Aureobasidium namibiae CBS 147.97
Lineage: Eukaryota; Fungi; Ascomycota; Dothideomycetes; Dothideales; Saccotheciaceae
Product: RecF/RecN/SMC protein
Exons: 4
Coding region: 1-3807 (1268 amino acids)
Biological process (GO): sister chromatid cohesion
Cellular component (GO): chromosome; cohesin complex; nucleus
Molecular function (GO): ATP hydrolysis activity; DNA binding; ATP binding
Source: RefSeq, a predicted model, not a curated record
AUGGGCAAGCUAAUACGGCUCGAACUGUUCAACUUCAAAUCCUACAAGGGUCACCAUGUUCUCCUCUUUGGCGAUUCCUACUUCACCUCUAUCAUUGGCCCUAAUGGAUCAGGCAAAUCGAAUUCCAUGGAUGCCAUCUCCUUCGUGCUCGGAAUCAAAUCUUCUCACCUCCGUUCAACCCAUCUACGUGACCUGGUCUACCGUGGCCGUGUCCUAAAGACCUCCCGAAUCAAUGCCGACGGAACUGCCACCGAGGUCCCCGAGGGCGAGGCUCAGGAUCCCGAGGCUGAAUCUGGCGCGCAAGAGGAGGAUCAAGAUACACAAACAAGCACUCAGCGCGCAGAUCCCACAAAUGCUUGGGUCAUGGCUGUUUACGAAGACGACGCCGGAGACGAACAAGCCUGGAAACGCUCCAUCACUUCUACUGGCCAAUCUGAAUACCGGAUCAACAACAGAUCCGUGUCCGCAAAACAGUACAAUGAAGCUCUCGAGGCCGAGAACAUCCUGAUCAAGGCUCGCAACUUCCUUGUCUUCCAAGGUGAUGUCGAGGCUAUCGCUUCUCAAAGUUCCAAGGAUCUCACUAGAUUGAUUGAGCAAAUCAGCGGCAGUCUUGAGUACAAGGCCGACUACGACCGUCUGAAGAUCGAGGCUGAGAAAGCUGCCGAAGACCAAGCUUUCAGGUUGAACCAACGCAGAGGCAUCAACUCCGAAAUCAAGCAGUACCAGGAACAAAAGCGCGAAGUCGAUAGCUACAACCGCAAAGUCGACGAGAAGGAUCAGGCUGUUGUCACUCAUGUUCUCUGGAAGCUGUUUCACUUCCAACAAAUGGUCGAAUCAUCUGGUGCCGAAAUCCAAAAACACCAGGACGAGUUGAAGGAAGACCGUAGGAACGUGGAGGCUUUUGAGGCCAGACUUGCCGAAGCACAACAGGAGCAGGCUAGAGCUGGUCGUGAGGUUCACAAGCUUGAACGCAAUAUCAAGAACAAAGAGAAGGCCGUCGAAGAUAAGGAGAAUGAUCUCUUGCCCAUCAACGAGAAAAUCUCCCUUUCCAACAAGAAGCUUGAGGCAUCACGCAAGCGCAUCACCGAGAUCUCGAAAGAGCGCGACGCACAGUCUCGCAAUGCCGACCAGCUGAAAAAGGAUCUCGAUGUGGUCCAGAAAGCUCAAAGUAGAUGGGAACAGGAAUGGUCGGCUGCACAACAACAAGCAGGACGCGAACUCAGCGAAGCCGAUCUCCAGGAGUACAACCGUCUGAGAGGAGACGUCAACAAGAGAACCGCAGCCGACCAGAUCAAGGUGGACAACAUCACUCGCCAAUUGAAGACGGACGAAGAGACUGUUGAGAGUUUGAAGAGUAAGGUCGACUCUACCGAAAAUCACAUCUCCAAGCUCGACAGUGAAGUAUCUUCUCUACGAUCAAGGCGUGAUGAACUGAACUCGACCAUUCGUUCCAUUAACAACGAAGCGGACGGCAAGAAGAAGGAAUUCAAUACCCUCACAUCAGAGAGAUUAAAGUCUGCUCAAAAACAUACCGAGAUCGAGGAGAAGCUUCAAGAAGUGCUGCGUAAACUCAACGAUGCAUCCGUGUCCCAAAGAGAAUCUGAGAAGGAAACACGAGCUCGCGAGACUGUUGCUGCCAUGAAGAGAAUCUUCCCCGGUGUCCGAGGCCAGCUAUGGUCGCUCUGCAAGCCAAAGCAGAAGAAAUACAACGUUGCUGUGAGCACUGUUCUUGGUCGCCACAAUGAUUCAAUUGUGGUCGACACCGAAAAGGUGGCAAAGGAGUGCAUCCAGUACCUCCGUGAUCAACGUGCUGGUCAGGCUACAUUCAUCCCGCUUGACACCAUUAUGCACAAGGCACCGGACGCCAAUCUGAAGGGCAUGCAUAGGGGCAUGCGUCUCGCCAUCGACACAAUCGACUACGAAAAUGCUGUUGAGCGCGCCAUUUCUUUUGCUUGUGGAAACAGUAUCGUAUGCGACGAUCUACAGAUUGCUAGACAUCUCUGCUACGAUCGACACGUCGAGGCCAAAGCAGUCACACUUGAUGGUACCAUUAUCCACAAGGGUGGUCUAAUGACUGGUGGACAUGGCUCAAACGACCAACGAAAUGCACGAAAGUGGGAGGAUUCGGAAGUCGAGAACUUGCGCCGUCUGAAGGACAAGCUCCUCGCCGAUCUGAGUGCUCUACCAAAGGGCCAUCGCCGACAAGCAGAAGAAGAGUCCCUCCAGGGUGAACUCGCAGGUCUCGAGUCGCGCCGUGCAUUCGCUGAUGAAGAGCUCAAGGCGCUCGAGUCAAACAUUGAGAGCAAGCGCCGUGAGCUAAACUUUGCAAGACGUCAGCUAGAGGAGACGAGACCCAAGUAUGAGGAGCAAGCUCAUGGCGUCACUACUCUGCGCAGCCAGCUCGAGUCGUACUCAUCAUCAGUAGCGACUGUCGAGGACGAAGUGUUUGCUGCAUUCUGCCAACGCCUGGGAUACAGCGACAUUCGCGCAUACGAAGCUCAGCAGGGUAGUGCCCAGCAGGAAGCCGCGCAGAAGAAACUCGAGUUCACCACACAACGCAGCAGACUGGAGAACCAGCUUGCCUUCGAGACUCAGCGUCUUCAGACGACCAAAGACCGCAUUGCCAAGUUGCAGAGCGAUGUAAAGGAAGCCCAAGCCAACAUCGCAACCCUCGAAUCUGAGCGCGACAACCUCAACAACGAGCUAGAUGAGCUGAACGCCGAGGUUGAGCAGAUGAAUGAGCAGCUCAUCACACGCAGAACGAAGUACGAUCAGAAGUCUGAUAAGGUAGCCGAACACAGACGUGAAGUCGCGAAGCGCUCCAAAUCAAUGGAAAACACGAACAAGGAAAUCACAGCUCUUCAAGAAGCAGUACAACGGUCCAACUCAGAUCGUUACUCCCUGCUACGCAGAUGCAGGAUUGAGGAAAUUGAUGUUCCCCUGACUGCACAGAGCAGGAAGCUAGACUCUCUCCCACUAGACGGCGGCAUGGCCGAGGAAGAAGACGCUAUGGACGUGGACGAGGAAGAAGCAUCCCAACGCGUGCCAGGAGUCAACGAUUACGGUAUCGAUGUCGACUUCUCAGAGUUAGACGAUGACUUGAAGGAAGACGACUCUGAGCAAUGCGAAUCAAAUCUGCAAGAAAGUAUUGCGAAUAUACAGGCCGAGCUCGAGAAGAUGCAGCCAAACAUGAGAGCCAUUGAACGCUUGGAAGGUGUUGAAGCACGUCUCAAGUCUACUGAUGAUGAAUUCGAAACAAGUCGCAAGGCAGCCAAAGAAGCCAAGGACCAGUUCGACGACAUCAGAGACUUGAGAUCGGAUCUCUUCACAAAAGCUUACGACCAUAUCUCUGGCCAGAUUGACCAAGUAUACAAGGAACUCACGCGCACUGCCAGUUUUCCUCUCGGUGGUCAAGCAUACCUCGAUUUGGAAGACACUGACGAGCCAUACCUCAGUGGUAUCAAAUACCAUGCUAUGCCUCCACUCAAGCGUUUCCGUGAUAUGGAGCAUCUCUCUGGUGGUGAGAAGACCAUGGCAGCUUUGGCGCUGUUGUUCGCCAUUCACACAUAUGCACCAUCACCAUUCUUCGUACUCGACGAGGUUGAUGCUGCUCUUGACAAUGCCAACACCGCUCGCCUGGCCAACUACGUCAAAGAGCACGCUGGUCCUGGCAUGCAAUUUGUUGUCAUCUCUCUCAAGACGGGACUGUUCCAGAACAGUGAGACGCUUGUUGGAGUGAUGAGGGAUCAGACUGUGAACAGCAGCAGAACUCUCACUAUGGAUCUUCGCAAGUACCAGGCUGCAUAG